CAGAUAUCACCAACACUUGGAAGCAGACCAGAUGAUGACUACAAACGCCAUAUGUGAGAUGACGACGAUGAUGAUGAUGAUCUCCCUUUCAGCUAUUUGGAGAAAGAACGCCAAUCAAACCUAAUACACGAGUAGCCUGUGGAUUUUCCCUCUUGUUCUAUGUCAUGAUCUGUCUUGGACAACUAGCCUCUAUUACAUUACCGUUUGGAUUCCUGCUCACCAAAGCCAUGGCUUGGACUUCAAGUGGCAAAACCCAUGCAGAUCUUAUAAAUAAUCUUCACAAGAACGGAGUGAUCCGAUCACAGCGUGUUUACGACAUUCUGAUGGCCACAGACAGAGGUCAUUACAUCCAGAACUUUCCCUACAUGGAUUCACCUCAGAGUAUAGGUUAUAAGGCUACAAUUAGCGCCCCCCACAUGCAUGCACAUGCCCUGGAGUUAUUAGAAGACAAACUGACAGAAGGUGCCAAGGUCCUUGAUGUUGGCUCUGGUAGUGGAUACCUCACUGCCUGCUUUGCCAGAAUGGUGGGAUCCACUGGAAAGGUUGUUGGGAUUGAGCACAUUGACCACCUUGUUCAGGAUGCCAUCCAGAAUGUUCAGCAAGAUGAUCCUACCUUACUUACUUCUGAACGAGUCAAGUUUGUUGUGGGUGAUGGCAGACUUGGGUAUCCUGAAGAAGGCCCCUAUGAUGCAAUUCAUGUAGGGGCAGCAUCGCCAGCACUACCGCAGGAGUUGUUAAAUGGGCUGAAGCCUGGGGGAAGACUGAUAUUACCUGUGGGACCAGAAGGUGGCAGCCAAGUGUUAGAGCAGUAUGACAAGGCUAAUGACGGGGCAAUCACAAGGACUCGCCUAAUGGGUGUUAUGUACGUUCCUUUGACUGACAAAAAGAAGCAAUGGCCAAGUGGAGAGUUCUGACGACCACUUGAGGUCCAUCAAAUUUACAACUUCAUAAAAUGAAGACUGUAGUUUCAUCGUGUGGCCGGAUCAGAGUCAGAAAGCCUAUUUCAAGGGACAGCCGUAGUAAUCCGCCAGAUACGUUUUAAGGGCUCGUUGUUGUCUCUGGGACUUGAAGUAACAAAAUAUAGAGAUAUGAAUGAAAAUGACAUCUUUGUAAGUUGCAUGA
This is a messenger RNA of Spea bombifrons (plains spadefoot toad), 1122 nucleotides long. Its product is annotated as protein-L-isoaspartate(D-aspartate) O-methyltransferase-like. The record is from RefSeq and is a predicted model, not a curated record. Gene Ontology annotation, molecular function: protein-L-isoaspartate (D-aspartate) O-methyltransferase activity. Gene Ontology annotation, biological process: protein modification process. Bases 165 to 914 code for a protein of 249 amino acids. NCBI's taxonomy places the organism in Eukaryota, Metazoa, Chordata, Amphibia, Anura, Pelobatidae. Gene Ontology annotation, cellular component: cytoplasm. The transcript has 9 exons.